This is a messenger RNA of Caenorhabditis briggsae, 378 nucleotides long. Bases 1 to 378 code for a protein of 125 amino acids. The record is from RefSeq and is a predicted model, not a curated record. The transcript is spliced from 3 exons. Lineage: Eukaryota; Metazoa; Nematoda; Chromadorea; Rhabditida; Rhabditidae.
AUGUGGUCGAUGCUCCAGUCGAUGCUCCAUCCAACGGCUCUUCGAUCGAGCCAUGAUCGCUGCCUCCGUCGUCUUUCCGGUGGAUGGCUCCAAUCGAGCUCAGAAAAUGGAGCGCCGGAGACAAAGCAAGUUAUGCGCCGGGCCGCGAGGAAAGCGAUCCAACAAAAGGAGCCGCUAGAGGAAGGAACCGAGGAAUACCAGGCGCUUCUUCAAGAAGCCAGGGACCAUCACUCAGAGUGCCCGGUUUUCAAAGAUCCUGAGCUCGGCCAGCUCACCGUGCUGAACCUCUACAACCCCGAUAAGAGGUUCAAGGCGAUACCACAGGAGGUUGGAUCCAAGACAAAGAUGGCCAAGCACCUCUUCCACAACUACCUCUGA